Molecule: messenger RNA, 1716 nt
Organism: Elgaria multicarinata webbii
Lineage: Eukaryota; Metazoa; Chordata; Lepidosauria; Squamata; Anguidae
Gene: NFKBIL1
Product: NFKB inhibitor like 1
Exons: 5
Coding region: 233-1264 (343 amino acids)
Biological process (GO): canonical NF-kappaB signal transduction; negative regulation of toll-like receptor signaling pathway
Cellular component (GO): nucleus
Molecular function (GO): protein binding
Source: RefSeq, a predicted model, not a curated record
ACUACUUACGCUGGCUAUAUAUUGCCCCCUCCAGUGUCAGAAUGCCCCUUUAUACCAGUCACUGGGGCAUGUGACUGGGAGGUCCCUGUUGCUCUCGUGUCCUGUUUGUGGACGUCUCAUUGGGGCAUCUGCUUGGCCCCUGAACUAGAGAGGCCUUUGGUCUGGUAUAGGCAGAGGAAAUGACUAUCCAUACCCAGCAGGGUAACACCUUUUCAGCCGCAUCCCUGUUCCCAUGGCGUCAGGCUACCAGCAUCGCCUGUGGCGCUACGUAGAUGCCUGUCGCCAUCGCAAGCUGCGUAGGCUUCUGCAACGUCACAGGGAGGCACUGGACCUGGGCGAGACCACGGGGCGCAAGGGCCGAACCCCGCUGCACCGAUCCUGCGCCCUGCAGGACUUCAGAACGGCCAUCCUCCUGUUGAAGCAUGGAGCAGAUCCCUCCAUUAUGGAUCGGCGUGGGAACACAGCUCUACACGUGGCUGCCCGGCACGUGGCGCGCACAGGAGGCUUAGGGUUCAAAGACCUGUUUGUACCCUUACGAAACCACUGCCCUGCCGCCAUGAGCAUCCGGAACAGAGAUGGGAAAACGCCGGAGGACCUCCUGGGACAACUGGAAGAGAAAUGGUGCCCUCGAGAGACGUUCGAAGAAAAUGAGGCACGACACAAUGCUGACUGGGAGUGGAGCCGCAAACUUCUCGAUGAAUGGGAGGACGAGUAUCAGGAAACCUACUGGCAGCAUGAAGAGGAUUUCUACGCCUCCGAUCCCGACUCAGAAAGCUUUGAGGACUGGGCCGAUCGCAUAUUUCGGGAAUACAAGCAAAAACAACAGCGAGAAAGGGAACGGCCUCAGCGGAGGCCUAAAACUGAACCCCCAAAGCCUCCCCCUAAUUGGCAGGAGGAACAUCUGCUCUAUGAGAAACGCGCCCGAGCCAAAGAAGAAGAGCUGAAGGCGGCCAAGAGGCAGCGAUACGAGGAAGGCUGCAGCCGGGUGUUCUUCACGGACAGCUCCCGGCUGUUGCGCUACGAGGACAUUCCCUGGCCAUGCCCAACCGGGACCCCUGAGGAGAUGGCGGCUGUGGCACUCCACGGCAUUGACCCCUCCGACAGGGCAGCUUACCGGCUCUUCCUCCGGCGUCAGCAGGUUUUGUGGCAUCCAGACAAGUUUUCCCAACGCUGCGGCAACCGCUUAGCUGAACAGGAUCGCCGUCGAAUAUUGGACACCGUCACGGCGUUGUCCCAAGCAUUCAACCAGCGAGCUGCCAGAUAACUCUUUGCUGCCUGUCUGUGAAUAACACCUUCCUUUCAAGAGUGUGGGACAAGGGAUUGUGGGACGGGGAGGAUUUUUUGGUUUCAACCUGUUUUAAAAGAACUUGCUGUCCCUGUGAGCCUCUUCCCCCCACUUUUUUUUUGGGGGGGGGGAUUUUCCCAAGAAGCGUAAAGAUGGGCAGUGUGAAUAAUUUAACUAGGCCUUUAGUUCCAUAGACAGACCUUCUCCUGAGACAUCAGCUGGUGUCCCAAAAGGUUUAAGAAUAUUUAUUUAAAACAAUUCUGCCUCAACUUUCAAUGUGGAGACUGCCAAGGAAGUGUAUGGAUUAAUGCCGAAAUCCUAAGUACAUUUACAAAGAAGAGCGACUCACUGAAUACACUGGGAAUUACUUCUGAGGAGAGGCACACAGGAUUGCCCUGUAAUAAUCUAUAAUAAUAAAAAUGGAUGUGUGA